UUCUCCAUCCUUAAUUGAAGACUGUGUUUUUCAAGCUAUGGUUCAUCAUUGCUGCUUUCCUUACAACACAAAUUCGCAUGGCAAUCAGCAUUUUCUUAAGGAAUAUAGUAGAUUUAAUUACAUAAAAAAUAUCAGACACUAUUGCGUAUAACUAUUUACAUUCCAUGAAAUUAUUGGUAUACACACACAUCUCUGAACUAGGUCAGGAUGUAAAGUAUACUUAGCAUGUACUUGGUUAAGAUUAAAACAUUUUGAAAAGACCAUUUAAGAAGAAAAUGACCCUAGAAUUCAUCUGGAGCCUCGAGUUAGGCCUGUCCCUGUCCCGGGAAGGCUUGGCGCUCCAGGAGAGAGAGUCCCCUAGUAAGAGGUUCAGGCUGAGGGAAGCCCAGGCCCUGGCAGUUCCCCCUGACCCUCCACCCGACAUCUGGAGGCUGGAAGGCCCACCUGUGUUGUCACUUUUCUCCCUUUUAGGUAUGUCUAGAAGUCAGUUUGGACAGGGGCAGAAACCUCUAGACAUGUUUUUCUGGGUGAACGAGAUAAGCGGAGAAAUCACCUACUCCCCGCAGAAGGCAGAUGCACCUGCUGUUUCUCCUGGGAGCCCACAAGAGAAGCCCCUAUCUUGGCCCAGGAGCAUGCAGGGGGCUCCUUGCAGUCCCCAGGGCCCGCCUGCACAGAGGCCUGCCCCUGCACCUCCAUCUAAGGCUUCUCUGAAAGACUUAGGCUCAGGUAACCCCCGCCCGUCUGCACCGACCUGGGCCAGGCCAAAGCCGGAGGAGCGAGGAGCCCCCCACCAUUCUCAGCAAUCCCUGUCACCAUCUCAUCACCAGGAGUGA
Molecule: messenger RNA, 833 nt
Organism: Chlorocebus sabaeus (green monkey)
Lineage: Eukaryota; Metazoa; Chordata; Mammalia; Primates; Cercopithecidae
Source: RefSeq, a predicted model, not a curated record